UCAAACGCAGCCUUGCACCAUUAACCUUUGCUAGUUCUAGCUUAUAUCUGAAAAAGAACACACACAAAAACACCCAAAAAAGAAGAAAUGUCUGGAGUUUGGGUAUUCAAGAAUGGGGUUUUCCGCUUGGUAGAAAAUGGAUCAGGUGAUCAAGCUCAAAGAAGAAGGAAGGUUUUGGUACACUUACCAAGUGGGCAAGUGGUGUCAUCCUAUUGUUCUCUUGAAAGAAUUCUCAAUGGUUUGGGAUGGGAAAGGUACUAUGGAGGUGACACUGAACUUUACCAAUUCCACAAACUUCCUUCCAUCGACUUGAUUUCACUUCCUAAGGAUUUCGCCAAGUUCAACUCCAUUCACAUGUACGAUAUCGUCGUUAAAAACCCUAAUGUUUUCCAUGUCAGAGAUGUUUAACUAAGUGUUUGAAUUAACCGUCUUUCGUUUAGAUGUCAUCUUCAAUUUGUAUAGGAAAGCUAGCUAGGGUUAGUUUCUUUUUUUUUUUCUUCCUUCUUGUUGUGGGGGUUGGUUACUUCGUGUGUGCUUUUGCAUUAGUUGCCAUGCCAUCGUUGGUGAUGAGUGAAAUGUUAAAAAUGACUUCUAUAUGUAGUUUAAGUUCAUUUGGUUAUGUUUUUAGGGUUAAGGAAAUAGUUCUCAAAUGGUUGUGUAAUAAAGGUAAGUUUUGUGUC
Messenger RNA from Lycium ferocissimum, 680 nucleotides. RefSeq names its product flowering-promoting factor 1. Gene Ontology annotation, biological process: regulation of flower development. The record is from RefSeq and is a predicted model, not a curated record. The transcript has a single exon. NCBI's taxonomy places the organism in Eukaryota, Viridiplantae, Streptophyta, Magnoliopsida, Solanales, Solanaceae. The coding region runs from base 88 to 408 and encodes 106 amino acids.